Messenger RNA from Hymenoscyphus albidus, 1372 nucleotides. The record is from the annotation of a GenBank genome assembly. Lineage: Eukaryota; Fungi; Ascomycota; Leotiomycetes; Helotiales; Helotiaceae.
CACAACACCAUUGUCCAUCCCAUAAUCACAAACAAUCACAACAAAGCAACCAACACUCCAUCCCCAAUUUCAAAUACCUACAUCCAUCCUCACCCCCCACAAGCACCACUCUCUUUACCAAAACAACAACAUAAACCAUAAAUCAAUAAUCUACCCAAAAAUGCACAUUCCACUCCGAAUCCUCCUCAUCCCCACCCUCCUCACAAACGCACACAUCGUCCUCAAAACCCCCAAACCCUUCAAAUUCCCCGCCUACGGCCCCUCCAACCCAAUAGACCCAACAAACCCCGACUGGCCCUGCAAACUCCCCUCGGGGGUCGGCACCUUAAAAAUCGACGGCUCACCCACCCACAUCGUCGCCGGCACAUCGCAAACCCUCUCUUUUGAGCGAGGGAACGGUGCAGUUCACGGCGGAGGCUCGUGUCAGAUCUCUUUACUGCCGGGGUUUGCACCGAGUAAGGAGAAUGCGGAUUUUAGGGUGAUUAAGAGUUGGGAGGGGGGAUGUCCGGCGAGGAAUCAAGAAGGGAAUUUGCGGGAUGGGGAGGAGGCUGGGAAGUAUGAGUUUGUGAUCCCGAGGGAGGUGGGGGAUGGGGAGUAUACUUUUGCUUGGACUUGGUACGUACUCUUACAUCUCUCUUCUCGCUUAUCACAUCAGAUACAUCACAUACAUCACACUUCUCUCCAUCCCAUACUUUCCCUCGCUUAUUCUCCAACUCCCUAACCUUAAAAUCUAACAACACUACCCCCGCAUAGGAUCCAACGCAUAGGUGGCAGCCCCGAAUUCUACCAAAACUGCGCACCAAUAACCAUUUCCGGGGGUAACUCCUCCUCCUCCUCAUCCUCCUUCCUACAAACCCUCCCACCGGUCUUCAUGGCGAACAUGGGACCGGCUUCACAUGGAUGCGAGACAUCGGUUGAGCAUGAACAGAGGAAAGCGGUUCGGUAUCCGAAUCCCGGGAAGGAUGUUGAGUACCCCGAGGGAGAGGGGAAUUUGUUUGGCAGUGUGGCGAGGUGUGAUGGGAAUCCUUUUGCUAAGGGUGAGGGGGGUGAGUCGAAACAAUCUGCGAAUCCUGCGAUUCACGAUGAGUCGAAAGCAACCUCGACGCAAGCGAAACCUGAAACUAAAUCCAAAUCAUCACCAAACACGCACCCCUCAUCCCCCUCACCCCCCUCAUCUCCUUCAACCCCCACAAACACAAACUCAAACUCAAAAUGCAAAGAAGGCACCCUCCACUGUAACCCCGAUCAAACCUCCUUCUCAACCUGUACCGGCGGUCAAUUCCGAGCUCCCAUCCCUCUGGCUGCGGGAACGAGGUGUAAAGGUGGGAUUGGGGUGGGAUUUGAGAUUGAGGAUUUGAGUUAUGGGGGGUAG